AUGGAGGGCCAUUCCGAACAGUCGCAUACCGGCUCGGAGCCCCAAGCCUAUACUCAGUCCUCCAGGCAACCAUCCAGCUCAACUGGCGAGACAUACCAUCAUGAUGCGAGCUCCGGACAACCCACUACAGAACAAGUUCACCAGACCACCGAAGCUCCCAUCGAAUCAACUUUAACCGACAGCUCAACCGUCAGCUCGUCUGUAAGUGACGAAGAUGGCCAGUGGGGAGAGCAAGAGGCCGGAAAGGCCGUCUCCCGCAGCGGCGCCAUGGAGGAUAUGGAAGAGAUGCGCCGCGAACUCACCCGCCUCAGCCUGAGCCGCACCCGCUCUGUCACUAAGAGCGUUCGUCGCCGAAAGUCGCAGGCCAGCCGCCGCGAUGAAGAAAAGGCCAAGGACGAAGAGACCGAGGACGAGGCUGACGACAGCUUCAAUCUGGGUGAGUUCCUGACCGGUGGUCAUCUGGAGCGUCGCACGACCGCCGGCGAACCCGCCAAGAAGGUUGGCGUCGUCUUCAAGAACCUUACCGUGCAGGGCGUGGAGACCGGCGCAUCUUUCGUGCGCACUCUUCCCCAGGCCGUGAUCGGUACCUUCGGCCCCGAUUUGUAUAACCUCGUCUGCAGGUUCGUGCCGCAGCUGCGGUUCGGAAAGCACCCUCCUGUUCGCGAUCUGAUCCAUGAUUUCAGCGGUACUGUGCGCGAAGGUGAGAUGAUGCUGGUGCUGGGCCGUCCAGGUGCUGGCUGUACCACCUUCCUCAAGGCGAUUGCGAAUGACCGUGGUGCUUUUGCUGGUGUCCAUGGUGAGGUCAGUUAUGGUGGUCUCUCGUCCGAGGACCAGAAUAAGCACUUCCGUGGAGAAGUCAACUAUAACCCAGAAGACGACCAACACUUCCCUUCGCUCACUGUCUGGCAAACUCUCAAGUUCUCCUUGAUCAACAAGACCCGCAAGCAAGAUCGGGAAAGCAUCCCCAUUAUCAUCGAUGCCCUGUUGAAGAUGUUCGGUAUCACUCACACAAGGAAUACCCUCGUUGGUAACGAGUAUGUCCGCGGUGUCUCUGGAGGUGAGCGCAAGCGUGUGAGUAUCGCAGAGACCCUGGCCACCAAGUCCUCAGUGGUCUGCUGGGAUAACUCGACUCGCGGUCUGGAUGCCAGCACCGCACUGGACUACGCCAAGUCCCUCCGCAUCAUGACCGAUAUCAGCAAGCGCACUACCUUCGUCACCCUGUACCAAGCCGGAGAGAGCAUCUACGAGCUCAUGGACAAGGUGAUGGUCAUCGACGAAGGCCGCAUGCUCUACCAAGGUCCAGCCAAUGAAGCACGACAAUACUUUAUCGACCUGGGCUUCUACUGCCCCGCACAGUCGACUACAGCCGACUUCCUUACUUCGCUCUGCGACCCCAACGCCCGCGAGUUCCAGCCCGGUCGUGAAGCGUCCACCCCCAAGACCCCCGAGGCACUUGAGAACACCUUCAAGAACAGCCAGGCCUACAGCCGUAUCUUGGAGGAUGUCAGCAGUUACGAGAAACGUCUCCAAGACACCGAGCAGGCGGACACCCGUCGCUUCCAAUCCAUGGUCGCGCAGUCCAAGUCCAAGUCCGUCUCCAAGAAGUCACCCUACACCGUCUCGUUCGUGAGCCAGGUCAUGGCCUGCGUGCAGCGCGAGUUCUGGCUGCUCUGGGGUGACAAAACCUCCCUCUACACGAAGUACUUUAUCGUCAUCUCCAACGGCCUCAUCGUUUCGUCCUUGUUCUACGGAGAGUCCCUGGAUACCAGCGGCGCUUUCUCGCGCGGCGGUGCUCUGUUCUUCUCAAUUCUGUUCCUUGGCUGGAUGCAACUGACCGAGCUGAUGCCUGCUGUCACUGGACGGGGUAUCGUCGCCCGCCACAAGGAUUACGCUUUCUACCGUCCCUCUGCUGUCUCCAUUGCCCGUGUCAUUGUCGACUUCCCUGCUAUCCUCGCCAUGGUCGUGCCGUUCACGAUUAUCGUCUAUUUCAUGAGUGGUCUCGAUAUCUCGGCUUCCAAGUUCUUCAUCUACUUCCUGUUCGUGUACACGACUACCUUUUGCGUCACCUCGCUCUACCGCAUGUUCGCUGCGCUGUCGCCGAGUAUCGAUGACGCCGUGCGUUUCAGUGGUAUUGCGCUGAACCUGCUCAUUUUGUAUGUCGGUUAUGUCAUUCCCAAGCAGACUCUUAUCAAGGACUCUAUCUGGUUCGGAUGGCUGUUCUAUGUCAACCCCAUCGCGUACAGUUACGAGGCGGUCUUGACAAACGAGUUCGCCGAUCGUGUCAUGGAAUGCAAUCCAUCCCAACUUAUCCCACAGGGUCCCGGGAUGGAACUCCAGUACCAGGGCUGUGCUCUGACUGGGUCAUCCCUGGGUGAAACAUCUGUUACCGGGACUCAGUACUUGACUGCCAACUUUGAGUUCACACGCAGCCAUCUCUGGCGCAACUUUGGUGUUGUCAUUGCCUUCACCGUGCUGUAUAUCCUGGUGACUGUCAUCGCUGCUGAGACUCUCUCGUUCGUUGGUGGUGGCGGUGGUGCUCUGGUCUUCAAAAAGUCCAAGCGUGCUAAGCAGGUCGCUCAGACUAUCGACGCCAACGACGAAGAGAAGGUCGCUAACGCAAAUGACAAGGCCGCUCUUGCCCGUGGCCAGGCCACUUCUAAUGAUGCGACUUUCAACCGCCUGUCCUCAAGUGAGCGCUGCUUCACCUGGCAGAAUGUUGAAUAUACUGUCCCCUACGGUAAUGGAACACGCAAGCUCCUCAACAGUGUCAAUGGCUACGCCAAGCCCGGCGUCAUGAUCGCCCUCAUGGGUGCCUCUGGUGCUGGAAAGACGACCCUACUUAAUACUCUGGCCCAGCGCCAGAAGAUGGGUGUCGUGACUGGCGAUAUGCUCGUCGAUGGCCACAAGCUGGGUCCUGAUUUCCAGCGUGGCACAGGUUUCUGUGAGCAAAUGGAUCUGCACGACAACACCUCCACCAUCCGCGAAGCCUUCGAGUUCUCAGCCAUCCUCCGCCAGCCCCGCGAUGUCCCGCGCCAGGAGAAAAUCGACUACGUGGACCGCAUCAUCGACCUGCUCGAACUCGAGGAUAUCCAGGACGCCAUCAUCGGCUCUCUCAACGUCGAGCAGAAGAAGCGUGUCACCAUCGGCGUCGAGCUCGCAGCCAAGCCUAGUCUGCUUCUGUUCCUGGACGAGCCCACCUCCGGUCUCGACAGCCAAGCCGCAUUCUCCAUCGUCCGCUUCCUCAAGAAACUCUCUCAAGCCGGCCAGGCUAUCGUCUGCACAAUCCACCAGCCCUCCUCCAUGAUCAUCCAGCAAUUCGACAUGAUCCUCGCCCUCAACCCCGGCGGCAACACCUUCUACUUCGGCCCCGUCGGCAAAGAAGGCUCCGCGGUAAUCAAGUACUUCGGCGACCGCGGGUUCGUCUGCCCACCAUCCAAGAACGUGGCCGAAUUCAUCCUCGAAACAGCCGCGAAAGCAACCCACCGAAACGGCAAACUCCUCGACUGGAACGAAGAAUGGCGCAACUCAGACCAAAACCGCGAAAUGCUCGCUGAAAUCGAGCACAUCCGUGCAGAGCGCAGCAAGCUCCCCAUCGAGGAAUCCGGCUCCGCCCAAUACGAAUUCGCAGCCUCAACAUCAACCCAAACCUUCCAGCUGACGAAACGUCUCUUCACAAACUACUGGCGCGACCCAUCCUACUACUACGGCAAACUCUUCGUCUCGGUCAUCAUCGGAAUCUUCAACGGCUUCACCUUCUACAUGCUCUCAAACACAGUAGCCUCAAUGCAAGACCGCAUGUUCUCCGUCUUCCUAAUCAUCCUCAUCCCACCCAUCGUCCUCAACUCCAUCGUCCCCAAAUUCUACAUCAACCGCGCCCUCUGGGAAGCACGCGAAUACCCAUCCCGCAUCUACGGCUGGGUCGCCUUCUGCACAGCAAACGUCGUCUGCGAGAUCCCCGCAGCCAUCAUCUCGGGCCUGAUCUACUGGCUGCUAUGGUACUACCCAGUCGGAUUCCCAACCGACUCCGCGAACGCAGGCUACGUCUUCCUCAUGACGAUCCUCUUCUUCCUCUUCCAGGCUUCGUGGGGCCAGUGGGUCUGCGCCUUCGCGCCUUCUUUCACCGUCAUCUCAAACGUCCUCCCCUUCUUCUUCGUCAUGGUCAACCUCUUCAAUGGUAUCGUCCGUCCCUACGCAGCUUACCCCGUCUUCUGGAAAUACUGGAUGUACUACGUCAACCCGGUCACAUGGUGGCUGCGCGGUGUGUUAUCUGCCGUUUUGCCAGAGGUCCAGAUUGAGUGUUCCUCGCUGGAAGCUACACAUUUCAACCCCCCGCCUGGAAAAACUUGCAAUGCUUAUGCGGGUGACUUUGUCGACGCUGCGAAGGUUGGAUACCUGGUUAACCCCCAGGCUACGGCGGAUUGCCAGUACUGUCCCUACACGGAUGGUGCGCAGUACAUGGCGAACUUGAAUGUUCAUGUUGAUGAUAAAUGGCGCUGCUUUGGAAUUUUCUUGGCUUUUGUUAUUAUUAACUGGGCUUUGGUUUAUUUCUUUAUUUACACUGUUCGUGUGAGAGGUUGGAGCUUUGGUAUUGGUUCGCUGUUUGGUUUGGGUGGACUGAUGAUUGAUCGUGUGAAGGGAUUGUUUAAGGGGAAGAAGAAUGAUGAAGUUUAG
Messenger RNA from Penicillium samsonianum, 4671 nucleotides. RefSeq names its product ABC drug exporter AtrF (gene atrF). Gene Ontology annotation, biological process: transmembrane transport. Gene Ontology annotation, cellular component: membrane. Bases 1 to 4671 code for a protein of 1556 amino acids. The record is from RefSeq and is a predicted model, not a curated record. The transcript has a single exon. Lineage: Eukaryota; Fungi; Ascomycota; Eurotiomycetes; Eurotiales; Aspergillaceae. Gene Ontology annotation, molecular function: ABC-type transporter activity; ATP binding; ATP hydrolysis activity.